UUUCCGAAUGCAGUCAGCUGACAUCAAUCACGUGAAAAGUGGCCGUCUGCUGCAGUUUCUCUCUCGAUUUUUACGCAAAUUCACUUGAAUUUAGCCCAUUUGAGUCCUCUGGGUUCUUCCUGUGUGGUGCAAAAUCUUCCAGGGUCGCUCGCGGAAAAUCGAUAAGCAACUGUCAAAAGUUCUUUGGAUUCUCUGAUAAAAAGGGAGUUUUUGGAGGAGACAAGGAUGCAGUACGUUCUGGGGAAGACAUUUGUGGGGCUCCUGGUGGGAGUGUCCACGGUGCUGAUUAUGUACCAUCUGCUGACGGGAAAGGGUGAGCGAGUGAGUGUAGGCUGGUUCCUGGAGGAGACUUCACCCUUUAUGUGGGCAUCCAUUGGAAUUGCCCUGUCCGUGGCUCUGUCCGUUGUCGGAGCUGCCUUGGGUAUCCACACUACCGGAGUGUCCAUUGUUGGUGGUGGAGUCAAAGCGCCCCGUAUCAAGACCAAGAACUUGAUCUCAGUUAUCUUCUGCGAAGCUGUGGCCAUUUAUGGACUCAUCACGGCCAUUGUGCUGUCUGGACUCCUCGAGAAUUUCACCAUGAGUGCCGCAAUGACCAAUGAAGCAAUUCACAGCAACAACUGGAUGGCCGGGCAUGUGAUGUUCGGCGCUGGACUCAGUGUAGGCCUCGUGAAUCUCUUCUGUGGCAUUGCUGUAGGAGUCGUGGGAUCCGGAGCCGCCCUGGCAGAUGCUGCCAAUAGCGCCCUUUUCGUUAAAAUCCUCAUCGUGGAGAUCUUCGGGUCAGCUAUUGGUCUGUUUGGACUCAUUGUUGGCAUCUACAUGACGUCCAAGGUACGCAUGGGAGACAAGAUCAUGUAAAGCAUCUUCUCUCCCAUAGAUCAUAUCCCCUCGUCCUUCCGCAAGUAUUAGCUUAAUGUCAUCGGAGGGAUUUCCUGACUUUCCAUGCUGGAAAUUUUGUUUUUCGAUGUUGUGUAUAUAAGAAAGUCAAAUAAAUUUAUUCCAAAAUUUAGUUCGUAGAAGAAAA
This is a messenger RNA of Phlebotomus papatasi, 1021 nucleotides long. RefSeq names its product V-type proton ATPase 21 kDa proteolipid subunit c''-like. The coding region runs from base 226 to 855 and encodes 209 amino acids. Gene Ontology annotation, biological process: proton transmembrane transport. The record is from RefSeq and is a predicted model, not a curated record. Gene Ontology annotation, molecular function: proton-transporting ATPase activity, rotational mechanism. NCBI's taxonomy places the organism in Eukaryota, Metazoa, Arthropoda, Insecta, Diptera, Psychodidae. The transcript is spliced from 2 exons. Gene Ontology annotation, cellular component: proton-transporting V-type ATPase, V0 domain.